Molecule: messenger RNA, 1760 nt
Organism: Mugil cephalus (flathead mullet)
Lineage: Eukaryota; Metazoa; Chordata; Actinopteri; Mugiliformes; Mugilidae
Gene: ing2
Product: inhibitor of growth family, member 2
Exons: 2
Coding region: 296-1144 (282 amino acids)
Biological process (GO): positive regulation of DNA-templated transcription
Cellular component (GO): nucleus
Source: RefSeq, a predicted model, not a curated record
GCUACGACAGCGACGCCCCCCGUCGUCCAAUCCCGGAAGCGCCGGACCCGGGUGGCCCCGCCCCAUGCCGCCCUUCACGGUGACGCCACACGCCACCGGAAACAGCAGGAUACCAUAAAAGGAAAAUACUCCCGCAUGCGCACUGGGCCCAGUUUUGUUUGAAGUGAACUGCUACUGCUGCUGCUUCUGGCCGGAGCCGCUCGGAGCUGCUCCUACAAAAGCUGCAAAGUGUCCAAAGCGUCAGAUUUUAGCGACGUAUUCUUCUCUCUCAGCGCCUCUAUGCAUCGCGGAGACGAUGUUGGGCCACCACUACCCAAACAACGACAAGUCGCAGCAACUCGUCAACUAUGUGGAGGAUUAUCUGGAAUGUGUGGAGUCGCUGCCUUUGGAUAUACAAAGAAAUGUUUCCCUGCUUCGGGAAAUUGAUGCAAAGUAUCAAGAGGUGCUAAAGGAGGUGGAUGAAGUGUUUGAGAAGUACAAAGGCGAGCAGGAUGCGGCCCAGAGGAAGCGCCUCCAGAUCCAGCUGCAGAGGGCGCUCAUCCUCAGCCAGGAGCUGGGCGACGAGAAGAUCCACGUGGUGACCCAGAUGACGGAGCUGGUGGAGAACCGCUCCCGGCAGAUGGACUCCCACUCCCUGUGCCUGCAGGAGCCCAGCGAGGCCGAGCGCCUCCCCCCGGAGCGCCGCUCCAGCGUCCACCAGGAGCUCCCGGCGCCCGAGCGCGCCUCCACCCGGCGGCCGCGGCGCCAGCGCAACAGCGAGAGCCGCGACUCCAGCCACGCGUCCGCCAACGGCUCCCUGGUGGACGACGCCGUGGAGGAGCUGUCCCUGCCGCCGCCCCGGGAGAAGAAGUCGAAGUCGGCGAAGAAGAAGAAGCGCAAGGCCAAGCAGGAGCGGGACGCCUCGCCCGUCGACUUCGCCAUCGACCCCAACGAGCCCACCUACUGCCUCUGCGAGCAGGUGUCCUACGGCGAGAUGAUCGGCUGCGACAACGACCAGUGCCCCAUCGAGUGGUUCCACUUCUCCUGCGUGGGGCUCACCUACAAGCCCAAGGGCAAGUGGUACUGCCCCAAGUGUCGAGGAGACAACGAAAAGACCAUGGACAAAAGCCUAGACAAGAACAGAAAAGAGCGCCGGUCCAGGUAGUGACCCUGGUCGGACUCGGGACUGGUCAGUGGUAGUUGAUACGAGUACUUGUGAUAUUGUAAGAGCACAAUCGAACACCAUUAGCAGCAGCAGCAGCGCUUAUUAUUAAUCAAGAAUGAGUUGUGAUUGAGCGUGUGCUGGUGGUUCCCACUGGUUCUAACUGUACCUCAGUCUGUCGGGAGUCCAGCUGCUCUAAAGGAUCAUCAUCAGCCUGAAGCUGCCAUUUCUUUUUCCUUCUUUCUUUCUUUCUUUUUUUUGUGAGACUUUUAUUUGGACGUUUAACAGAAGAAAAAAAAAACAAUGAAAGCAUCUUUUUGUUUACUGUCUUUUUAUCAAUCACGGUCGUCAAUUUCUUUUUUUUUUUUUUUUUUUAAAUUUCAGUUUUACUUUAUUGUACUAAACUCUUUAGUAAAAAUCGGUGUCUCUCUUUCUACGAUAAUGGCUCAUAGAGAAUAACUCACACAUGUAAUAUGUUUACAAGAAGAUGAAUGUUGACGGGACACUGGAAGAGGACGUCAUGUUUGUGUUUUCACUGGUUCACUAUUGUGUACAUUUCUUUCUUUUUUUUAUAUAUAUAUAAAUAUAUAUAUGGAUUAAAACUAAUUAUAGCCAUUCA